GUGGAUGGUGAAGCCAAGAAACUACUGGGUUUAGGACAGAAACAUCUGGUGAUGGGGGAUAUUCCAGCAGCUGUCAAUGCAUUCCAGGAAGCAGCUAGUCUUUUAGGUAAAAAGUAUGGAGAAACAGCUAAUGAAUGUGGAGAAGCCUUCUUUUUCUAUGGUAAAUCACUUCUGGAGUUGGCAAGAAUGGAGAAUGGUGUAUUGGGCAAUGCUCUGGAAGGUGUGCAUGUGGAAGAGGAGGAAGGAGAGAAAACAGAAGAUGAGUCUUUGGUGGAAAAUAAUGAUAACAUAGAUGAGGAAGCAAGGGAAGAGUUGAGAGAACAGGUUUAUGACGCGAUGGGAGAAAAAGAAGCCAAAAAAACAGAAGAUAGAUCUCUGGUAAAGCCUGAAACUGGUAAGGAACAAGAGACUGAAAUGGAGACAGGAGGAAGAGAAGAUACGGAUUUAAGCGAGCCUGCAGAAGAGCUACGGGCAAAAGUUGAAUCAACCCCACAUCAGUUAACUGAAAACACCAACAAGGCAAAUGGAGCGGCAGCACCAGGACUAAAUGAAGCUGAGGUUGCUUCUGGAAAGCCAGAACAGGAAACACCAGGUGCUGAGGAAGGAAAAUCAGUAUCUGGAACAGACGUUCAGGAAGAAGAGUGCAAAGAAAAAAGAGAUCAGGAGAAGGAAGGAGAAAUAAUUGUGAAAAUGGAGGAAAAGCAUAAAGAAGCUUCAGAAGAACUAUCUGUUGUAACUCCAGAAGAACAGGGCACUGGAGUGGAGGGAGAAGCAUCACCUAGAGAGCCAGCAGUCAAGCCAGUGGAUUUGGGUGGGGAGGAGCCAGAGGAGCAGGUUCAUUCAUCUGAAAAUGAGCCAGGAAAGGCUGUUCUUGAGGAGUCACCAGAGGUGGAAACAGAGGCUUCAUCAGAACUUUCUGAGAAGGAUGGUCCAGACAGUGGGCUGUCAGCUGCAGGAGACCAGACGCCUGUUGAACCACAAACAUCUGCAGGAGAACCAAAAGGUGGCUCAGGAGUAGAGGUCAGAGCAGAGCUGGUUCCUAGCCAGGUGGAGACUAAACUGUCCGUAGAAGAGUCUGAGGCAGCUGGAGAUGGGGAUGAGACCAAGGUAGCCCCAGAGGCUACUGAGAAAUCACCUGAAGACAAAGUUAAGAUAGCUGCUAAUGAAGAGACAGAAGACAGAGAAGAACAGAUGAAAGAGGGUGAAGAAACUGAAGGCUCAGAAGAGGAAGAUAAAGAAAAUGACAAGGCUGAAGAAAUGCCAAAUGAUUCAGUUCUUGAAAACAAGUCUCUUCAAGAAAAUGAAGAGGAAGAGAUUGGGAACCUAGAGCUUGCCUGGGAUAUGUUGGAUUUAGCAAAGAUCAUUUUUAAAAGGCAAGAAACAAAAGAAGCUCAGCUGUAUGCUGCACAGGCACAUCUUAAACUUGGAGAAGUUAGUGUUGAAUCUGAGAACUACGUGCAAGCUGUGGAGGAAUUCCAGGCUUGCUUAAACCUGCAAGAGCAGUACCUCGAAGCCCAUGACCGUCUCCUUGCAGAGACCCACUAUCAGCUAGGCCUGGCCUAUGGGUACAACUCUCAGUAUGAUGAGGCGGUGACACAGUUCAGCAAGUCUAUUGAAGUCAUUGAGAAGAGAAUGGCUGUACUAAAUGAGCAGAAGAAGGAAGCUGAAGGAUCAUCUGCUGAAUAUGAGAAAGAAAUUGAGGAGCUGAAGGAACUAUUACCUGAAAUUAGAGAGAAGAUAGAAGAUGCAAAGGAGUCCCAGCGUAGUGGGAAUGUAGCUGAAUUGGCUUUGAAAGCUACUCUGGUGGAGAGUUCUACUUCAGGUUUCACUUCUAGUGGAGGAGGCUCCUCAGUCUCCAUGAUUGCCAGUAGAAAGCCAGCAGAUGGUGCUUCCUCAUCAAAUUGUGUCACUGAUAUUUCCCACCUUGUCAGGAAGAAGAGGAAACCAGAGGAAGAGAGCCCCCGGAAAGAUGAUGCAAAGAAAGCCAAACAGGAGCCAGAGGUGAAUGGAGGCAGUGGGGAUGCGGUCCCCAGUGGAAAUGAAGUUUCGGAAAACAUGGAGGAGGAAGUUGAGAAUCAGGCAGAAAGCCGGGUAGCAGUGGAGGGGACAGCGGAGGCUGGAACUACAGUUGAAAGCACUGCAUGUUGA
Messenger RNA from Orycteropus afer afer, 2148 nucleotides. Lineage: Eukaryota; Metazoa; Chordata; Mammalia; Tubulidentata; Orycteropodidae. The record is from RefSeq and is a predicted model, not a curated record.